AUGGAUUCAGAGUUGGACAGCUCAUACAUACUUCUUGAGAGUAGGGAGCGGGAGUAUAGUGGAUGCACACCAGAAAGCACACAGACACCAAAGAAUGCAGGCGCACUGGAUGCCACCAUGCCUUCUUGCCCAGAGAGUGUCUCAAGCAGAAAUGACGGCAUGCAGAGUGCACCCGCUGCUCCAUGCGAGAAUAUAUCCGAGCAGACUGCAAAUACUGCGCACACAGCACAGGAGAAGACAGGAAAGCCAGCUGAAGCACAGACAUUUGCAGCCUCUGUGGUAGAUGACGUGGUAGAUUUAGACAGCAGUGGCUCAGACUCAAUUCUUGAGGAUGCAUCAGGAGUUGGGCCUGCAAAGAAAAAGAUUAAAAGAAAGUACACUCGAUCAGAGAGGUUCAUUAAUAUACUGACACCAAAAAAAGAGAAAAGCACAGUGUUUCUGACUCCUGUGAAGAGAACACGCCGCUCUGUUAUAAAUGGAUUGAAAACUGGAAAUAUAAAAGUAUUUAAUAAUUCCAUGGAAGUCAGAAGCAAUAGCAUGCCAUACACAUCUCUGGUGGAAUGCUUUAGAAAGCUUGAAAAGGCAGAGCGCACGGAGCGCAGGGACAGCAUUGAUAUGAUAGUUAAAAAGUACUCAGGCGAGGAUAAAAAGUAUUAG
This is a messenger RNA of Nematocida ausubeli, 657 nucleotides long. RefSeq lists its product as uncharacterized. The coding region runs from base 1 to 657 and encodes 218 amino acids. Lineage: Eukaryota; Fungi; Microsporidia. The transcript has a single exon. The record is from RefSeq and is a predicted model, not a curated record.